GGGGAUCCAGGGCUUGCUCGCACCUCUCCUGCCCUCCCAGUGCAGGCGGAGGAGGGGGCGGCACCCCAGGGAGCCCCGGGGUCCCGAGGGGCUGUCCCCGAGCAGCCAGCCAGGUCGCUGGGUGCACAGAGAGGACACGCAGCACAGUUGUCUUUUGUUGGUGCCGGCCCCGGGAGCUGGGACCGGGGCUUUGCGUCCCCUCCCUCCACCCCCGCCGCUGGCGGGACUGGCGCCCAGCGCCGGGGAUUUGGGGUUUAAAGAGCAGGCGGCUGUCACAGCCCCAGCUUACCCACCGGGCAAGGAGGCAGGCGAGCUCCGUCAGAGCCCACACACCAUAGCAGCCGCAGCGCCACCAUCCAGACCCCGGCCAUGAGCCGCACAAUGAUCCUGCUUCUGCUCCUGCUGCGCGGCCUCGCCGCCGGCCACCCCCCAGCCGCUGCCACCCCCCGCCUCAAGCUGACCUUUCCCGAGCUGCGGGCUCGCCAUGGGCUGCGCCUCUUCUCGCUUGAGCACUCGUGCUGCUAUGAGGCCCUGCUGCUGGACGAGGAGCGUGGCCGCCUCUUCGCUGGUGCCCAAAACCACCUCCUCUCCCUGUCCCUGGAUGACAUCAACCAGCGGAAUAGGAAGAUCUACUGGCCGGCUCCAGUGGAGUGGAGGGAAGAAUGCAACUGGGCUGGCAAGGACAUCACCACUGAGUGCAUGAACUUUGUGAAGAUCCUGCAUCCCUACAACCGGACCCACCUGUACGCCUGCGGCACCGGCGCCUUCCACCCCGUCUGUGCCUUUGUGGAGGCCGGCCAGCAUGCAGAAGAGCCCAUCUUCAAGUUAGACCCACGCCACACUGAGGAUGGCAAGGGGAAGAGCCCGUACGACCCCCGGCACACAGCCGCCUCUGUCCUCGUGGGCGAGGAGCUCUACUCUGGGGUGGCCACCGAUCUGAUGGGCCGUGACUUUACCAUCUUCCGCAGCCUGGGCCGGCGUCCCUCCAUCCGCACAGAGCAGCAUGACUCCCGCUGGCUCAACGAGCCCAAGUUCGUGGCCGUUUUUUGGGUGCCAGAGAGUGAAGACCCCGACGACGACAAGAUCUACUUCUUCUUCCGUGAGACAGCGGUUGAGCGGCAGCAGGGGCUGGGCAAGACCAGCUUUGCCCGCAUCGGCCAGAUCUGCCGGAAUGACAUGGGUGGGCAGCGCAGCUUGGUGAACAAGUGGACAACCUUCCUGAAGGCUCGGCUUGUCUGUGCCGUGCCAGGACCCGAUGGGGCAGACACCCACUUCAAUGAGCUCCGGGAUGUUUUCCUGCUGCAGACAAGGGACAAGCGGAACCCUCUUGUCUACGCCAUCUUCUCCACAUCCAGCUCUGUUUUCCAGGGCUCGGCUGUCUGUGUCUACACCAUGGCCGACAUCCGCCGGGCUUUCCUGGGCCCCUUUGCGCACAAGGAAGGUCCCAACUACCAGUGGGUGUCGUACCAGGGGCGUGUGCCAUACCCCCGCCCGGGCAUGUGCCCCAGCAAAACCUUCGGCACCUUCGGCUCCACCAAGGACUUCCCAGAUGAGGUGAUCCAGUUUGCUCGGCAUCACCCACUGAUGUACAACCCUGUGUUGCCCCAUGGCCAGCGCCCCCUCUUCCUGCAAGCUGCAGUGCCCUACACCUUCACCCGCAUCGCCGUGGACCGUGUCACCGCUGCUGAUGGCCACUACGAUGUCCUCUUCAUUGGCACAGAUGUGGGCACGGUGCUGAAGGUGGUCUCAGUGCCCAAGGAGAGCUGGCAUCACAUGGAGCCACUGCUGCUGGAGGAGCUGCAGGUCUUCCAGGAUGCCUCCCCCAUCACCAGCCUGCAGCUCUCCUCCAAGCGGCAUCAGCUCUACGCUGGCUCCACCACAGCACUGGCCCAGCUGCCCCUGCACCGCUGCGGUGCCUAUGGCAAAGCCUGUGCCGAGUGCUGCCUGGCCCGGGACCCAUAUUGCGCCUGGGAUGGCACCACCUGCACCCGCUAUGUGCCCAAUACGAAGAGGCGCUUCCGCCGGCAGGACGUCCGCAACGGUGACCCCAACGUGCUCUGCUCUGAAGACCCCCGUCGGGGCAGCGUGCCCCAGAAGCAGCUCUACGGGGUGGAGGGCAGCACCGCUUUCCUGGAGUGCAUCCCCAAAUCCCUGCAAGCCCGCGUCCUCUGGACAUACCAGCGCACCCUGGAUGACCCCCAGCGAGAGGUGCAGAUGGACGAGCGGGUGGUGCGGACGGAGCGGGGUGUGCUGCUGCGCAGCGUGCAGCGCGCCGACGCCGGCCUCUACCUCUGCCACGCCACCGAGCACGGCUUCACCCAGCCCCUGCUGCGGCUCUCGCUGGAGGUGAUCAGUGCCUGGCAGGCUGCGGGCAUGGCACCUGCUGGAGACCCCCAGCUCACCGCCGGGGCUCCCGGCCGCAAGGUCUGGUACCAGGACUUCCUCCAGCUGGUGGAGCGCCCACCACUGGGAGCCACAGACAAGGUCUGCCAGAGGCUCCGGAGCCGGGGAAGACCCCCACCUCCGCCCCGCACCCACGCCGGACCCCCUGGCCGCGGGCAGGGUGAGGAGCCACGCAAAGCCCGCCGCCGGCGCACCCAUGAGGGGCCGCGGGCUGAGCGUGGCCCCCGCAGCGCAUCCCCCUGGUGACCCGGGGGUCGGCCCCGGGCGCCAGGCUCUGCCUAAGAGCGGGGCCGCAGGUGGGGCACAGCCUCGACCGCCCUACCAGCAGCACUGCGUGGGCAGUGGCGGGGGGUUGAAGCUCCGGGGCCACAGGAGGGCAGCCGAGAUGAGCAGCUCCCCGAGGGGCUGCCGAUUGCCCUUGCCACUGGCUCCAGCACCGGUGGGGACCCAGCCGGCUGCCGGCAUCGCAGAGUCACCAAAAUAUUUAUUAACGACUGUUACGAUGAAUGUAAACCUGCAGGGCCAGACAGUGCCCCCCCAGCAUCGCACUGCAGGGGGACAGCACAGCAGGUUCACCCUUGGGUCCCAAGGGGGCUGCACGCGGGAGUGGGACCAUGGAGGGGCAGGACAGGCGCUGGUGGGACACAGGGGCCCAGCAGGAGGAGGGGGGUGUAAAGGGGAGAUGUGGAGGUGCAUAAAGGUGGCAUCCACUGCCCUGGGUGCAGAGUAGUGGCACAGGGGACCUUGUACUAAUUGAGCACAAUAAAGCAGAGAUUCAGCCCAGGG
This is a messenger RNA of Pseudopipra pipra, 3189 nucleotides long. RefSeq names its product semaphorin 3B (gene SEMA3B). Gene Ontology annotation, molecular function: chemorepellent activity; semaphorin receptor binding. Gene Ontology annotation, biological process: negative regulation of axon extension involved in axon guidance; negative chemotaxis; neural crest cell migration. NCBI's taxonomy places the organism in Eukaryota, Metazoa, Chordata, Aves, Passeriformes, Pipridae. The transcript is spliced from 18 exons. Gene Ontology annotation, cellular component: plasma membrane. The record is from RefSeq and is a predicted model, not a curated record. The coding region runs from base 370 to 2649 and encodes 759 amino acids.